Molecule: messenger RNA, 18223 nt
Organism: Hypanus sabinus (Atlantic stingray)
Lineage: Eukaryota; Metazoa; Chordata; Chondrichthyes; Myliobatiformes; Dasyatidae
Gene: kalrna
Product: kalirin RhoGEF kinase a
Exons: 60
Coding region: 39-9005 (2988 amino acids)
Biological process (GO): protein phosphorylation; intracellular signal transduction; axon guidance
Cellular component (GO): postsynaptic density; cytoplasm
Molecular function (GO): protein binding; guanyl-nucleotide exchange factor activity; protein kinase activity
Source: RefSeq, a predicted model, not a curated record
GGAUGUAGUUCUUUUGUAUUUUCUGCAUUAGGCGAACGAUGAAUUCCGCAGAAGAGACGGACGAGUGCGUUAACGAUGGUGACAUCGCAGCAUUUUUCAAGACAGGACCCUUCAGAAAUGAUGGAUUAAAAUUAUCUGAUGUAAUGCAAAUAAUGAAGGAAAAGGUUGCCUUUGUUUCAGGUGGACGUGAUAAAAGAGGUGGUCCAAUCCUAACUUUCCCAGCUCGCAGCAAUCAUGACAGAAUAAAACAAGAAGACCUCCGACAGCUUGUUACUUAUUUAGCAAGCGUGCCAAGUGAAGAUGUGUGUAAGAGAGGAUUCACUGUUAUCAUCGAUAUGCGGGGUUCCAAGUGGGAUCUGAUCAAACCUUUACUUAAAACUCUCCAAGAGUCUUUCCCUGCUGAUAUCCAUGUUGCACUAAUUAUAAAGCCAGAUAACUUUUGGCAGAAGCAAAAGACCAACUUUGGAAGCUCAAAAUUUAUAUUUGAGACAAGUAUGGUAUCUGUGGAAGGACUUUCUAAGUUAGUAGAUCCUUCCCAACUGACAGAAGAGUUCGAUGGCACACUGGAUUAUAAUCAUGAUGAAUGGAUUGAGCUUCGAUUGGCCCUGGAAGAGUUCAUCAGCAGUGCUGUGCAUCUGUUGUCCAGAUUAGAAGACCUGCAGGAGAUGUUGGCUCGGAAGGAGUUUCCCCUGGAUGUUGAAGGUUCACGGAAGUUAAUUGAUGAGCAUACACAACUGAAGAAGAAGGUUAUUAAAGCCCCUGUGGAGGAACUGGACCAUGAGGGGCAAAGGUUGCUGCAAUGUAUAAGGUGCAGUGAUGGCUUUUCUGGAAAGAAUUGUAUAUCUGGCAGUGCAGACUUUCAAAGUGUUGUGCCAAAGAUCACCAGUCUUUUGGAUAAGCUACACUCCACUAGACAACACCUACAUCAGAUGUGGCAUGUCAGAAAACUGAAGUUAGAUCAAUGCUUCCAACUUCGUCUCUUUGAGCAAGAUGCAGAAAAGAUGUUUGACUGGAUUAGCCACAACAAGCAAUUAUUCCUCCAGAGUCACACAGAGAUUGGAGUGAGUUACCAGCAUACCGUGGAUCUACAGACUCAGCAUAACCAUUUUGCUAUGAACUCAAUGAACGCGUAUGUCAACAUCAAUAGAAUCAUGUCUGUUGCGUCCAGGCUUUCUGAGGCUGGCCAUUAUGCAUCUCAACAGAUCAAGCAGAUAUCUGCUCAGCUCGAUCAAGAAUGGAAGAGUUUUGCAGCUGCUCUGGAUGAGCGUAGCACAAUCUUGGCAAUGUCUGCUGUAUUUCAUCAGAAAGCUGAACAGUAUUUGUCAAGUGUUGAUAUCUGGUGCAAAACCUGUGCUGAAGGAGGACUUCCGUCUGAAAUGCAGGAUUUGGAGAUUGCAAUUCAUCACCAUCAAACUCUGUAUGAGCAGAUCACACAGGCAUAUGCAGAGGUGAGUCAGGAUGGCAAAGCUCUUCUUGAUGUACUGCAACGACCCUUAAGCCCAGGAAAUUCUGACUCGCUCACUGCAACUGCAAACUACUCUAAAGCAGUUCAUCGGGUCUUGGACAUUGUACACGAGGUGUUGCAUCACCAGCGAAGGCUUGAAAGCAUCUGGCAACACCGUAAGGUCCGACUGCAUCAACGGCUUCAAUUGUGUGUAUUCCAGCAAGAUGUUCAGCAGGUUUUGGACUGGAUUGAAAACCAUGGAGAAGCAUUUCUUAGCAAGCACACUGGGGUUGGGAAGUCACUUCACAGAGCACGUGCUCUUCAAAAGAGGCAUGAUGAUUUUGAAGAAGUAGCCCAGAACACAUACACUAAUGCUGAUAAAUUGUUGGAGGCAGCUGAGCAGCUGGCUCAGACCGGAGAAUGUGAUCCUGAAGAGAUCUACAAAGCUGCACGACACUUGGAGGUCCGGAUUCAGGAUUUUGUUCGAAGGGUGGAGCACAGGAAACUUCUGCUUGAUAUGUCAGUGUCGUUUCAUACCCACACAAAAGAGCUUUGGGCAUGGAUGGAGGAACUCCAGAAGGAGCUACUGGAAGAUGUUUGUGCUGACUCUGUGGAUGCAGUACAGGACCUUAUCAAACAAUUUCAACAGCAGCAAACAGCAACACUUGAAGCAACCCUGAAUGUCAUAAAGGAAGGGGAGGACCUCAUUCAACAACUCAGGGAUUCUGCAAUCUCCAACAAUAAAACCCCGCACAAUAGCUCCAUCAGCCACAUUGAGAGUGUUCUCCAGCAGCUUGAUGAAGCCCAGGGGCAGAUGGAAGAGCUUUUCCAUGAGCGAAAAAUCAAGCUAGAUAUUUUCUUACAACUUCGAAUUUUUGAGCAAUAUACAAUUGAGGUAACAGGAGAGUUAGAUGCCUGGAAUGAAGAUCUUCUCAGACAAAUGAAUGACUUUAAUACAGAAGACCUAACUUUAGCUGAACAGCGGCUGCAACGACACACAGAACGGAAGCUGGCCAUGAACAAUAUGACAUUUGAUGUAAUUCAGCAGGGCCAAGAUUUACAUCAAUACAUUAUGGAAGUGCAAGCAUCAGGAAUUGAACUGGCAUGUGAUAAAGAUAUGGACCUAGGAACACAAGUUCAGGAGCUGCUGGAAUUCCUUCAUGAAAAGCAGCAAGAGCUUGAGCUGAAUGCUGAUCAGACCCAGAAGCGCCUGGAGCAAUGCUUACAACUCCGUCAUCUGCAGGCAGAAGUUAAACAAGUAUUAGGCUGGAUUCGAAAUGGGGAAUCCAUGCUCAAUGCUAGCCUUGUUAAUGCUAGCUCACUUUCAGAAGCAGAACAGCUUCAACGAGAACAUGAGCAAUUUCAGCUUGCCAUAGAGUCCCUCUUUCAUGCCACUUCUUUGCAGAAAACCCACCAAAGUGCUCUUCAGGUACAGCAGAAGGCCGAGACCAUGCUACAAGCUGGCCACUAUGACUCGGACGCCAUCAGGGAAUGUGCUGAGAAAGUAGCACUACACUGGCAACAGCUAAUGUUAAAGAUGGAAGACAGACUGAAACUUGUCAAUGCAUCUGUGGCUUUCUAUAAGACAUCUGAACAGGUGUGUAGUGUUCUGGAGAGUCUAGAACAGGAGUACCGGAGAGAUGAAGACUGGUGUAGAGGCCAAGAUAAACUGGGCCCAAAUGCUGAAACCGACCAUGUCACACCACUGAUAAGCAAGCAUCUGGAGCAGAAGGAAGCCUUUCUUAAGGCUUGCACUCUGGCACGUAGGAAUGCCGAGGUGUUUCUGAAGUACAUCCACAGAAACAACGUGAGCACGCCUGGAGUGGCUGCUCACAUGAGAGGCCCCGAGCAGCAAGUUAAAGCUAUUCUGAGUGAGUUGCUGCAGAGGGAAAACAGAGUCCUUCACUUCUGGACGAUGAAAAAGAGGAGGUUAGAUGAAUGCCAACAGUACGUGGUGUUCGAAAGAAGUGCCAAACAGGCUUUGGACUGGAUCCAAGAAACAGGCGAAUAUUAUCUUUCCACCCACACCUCUGCUGGGGAAACUACAAAAGAAACUCAGGAUCUUAUGACAGAAUAUAGUGAAUUCAGGAUUUCUGCCAAGCAAACCAAGGAGAAGGUGAAACUCAUCAUUCAGCUCGCUGAUAGUUUUGUGGAGAAGGGACAUGCUCAUGCCUGUGAAAUUAAGAAAUGGGUCACAGCUGUGGAUAAACGCUAUCGAGAUUUCUCAUUAAGAAUGGGGAAAUACAGAUCCUUUCUGGAAAAGGGCCUUGGAAUUACUUCAGAGGAUAAUAAAGAUCUGGAACUAGAUAUCAUUCCAGCAAGUCUCACUGAUCCUGAGGUUAAACUUAGAGAUGCCAACCAUGAAGCCAAUGAAGAAAAAAGAAAAUCUGCAAGAAAGAAAGAAUUUAUAAUGGCUGAGCUCCUGCAGACUGAAAAAGCAUACGUUCGAGAUUUGCACGAGUGUCUUGAGAGCUAUUUCUGGGAAAUGACCAGUGGAGUGGAAGAAAUCCCACCGGGUAUUAUUAAUAAGGAACAUAUUAUAUUUGGAAAUAUUCAGGAGAUCUAUGACUUCCAUAACAAUACCUUUCUGAAAGAACUGGAGAAGUAUGAACAGUUGCCAGAAGACGUAGGCCAUUGUUUUGUCACGUGGGCAGACAAAUUCCAAAUGUAUGUCACAUACUGCAAAAAUAAACCUGACUCCAGCCAGUUGAUUUUAGAGCAUGCAGGGACAUUUUUUGAUGAAAUUCAACAAAGACACGGUCUGGCCAAUUCAAUCUCAUCCUACCUGAUUAAACCUGUUCAAAGAAUCACAAAGUACCAGCUCCUACUGAAGGAACUUUUAACCUGCUGUGAAGAAGGCAAAGGGGAAUUAAAAGAUGGUCUCGAAGUAAUGCUAAGCGUACCCAAGAAAGCUAAUGAUGCAAUGCAUGUCAGCAUGUUGGAAGGAUUUGAUGAAAACUUCGAUGUUCAGGGUGAGCUGAUCCUUCAGGACACCUUCCAAGUGUGGGACCCCAAGUCACUCAUUCGGAAAGGACGGGAACGACACUUAUUCCUCUUUGAACUAGCCUUGGUUUUCAGUAAAGAGAUCAAGGAUUCCUCAGGACAUAGCAAAUAUGUUUACAAACACAAGUUACUGACAUCGGAGUUGGGGGUAACAGAGCACGUGGAAGGUGAUCCCUGCAAAUUUGCUUUGUGGGUGGGCCGAACACCUUCCUCAGAUAACAAGACUGUCCUUAAGGCUUCCAACAUUGAAACUAAACAGGAUUGGAUUAAAAAUAUUCGGGAGGUAAUACAAGAAAGAACUAUCCACUUGAAAGGAGCUCUGAAAGAACCUAUCCAGUUACCCAAAACCCCAGCAAAACAAAGGAAUAAUAGUAAAAGGGACAUGGGAGAAGAUGGAGAUAGUCAGGGAGAUGGUAGCAGUCAGCCAGAUACUAUUUCCAUUGCAUCAAGGACCUCACAGAAUACGAUGGACAGUGAUAAGCUUUCUGGAGGUUGUGAAUUAACUGUGGUGCUACAAGACUUCAUUGCAAACAACAGCGGUGAACUGAAUAUCCAAACAGGGCAGACCGUUGAGCUACUGGAGAAGCCAAGUGAAAGGCCAGGCUGGUGCUUAGUACGUACAACAGAUCGAAGCCCUCCGUUAGAAGGCUUGGUUCCAAGUAGCACACUCUGCAUUUCACAUUCCCGCAGUAGUGUAGAGAUGGAAUGCUUCUUCCCUUCCGGAAAAGAUGCUUAUUCACCAAAUGACAAUGGAACUAAAUCCGAAUCUGUUUCAAGCCUUCAGCCUCAGCCUUCACUAAGUUCUAUGCAGAAUUCCCCAGGGCCCAAACGUUCUGGAAACACAUUGAAGAAAUGGUUGACUAGCCCAGUCCGUAGACUCAGCAGUGGCAAGGCUGAUAACAGGAAAAUUGUCAAGCAGAAAAGAGGCAGGAAUGGCAAACCUGGCAUAGAUCCAGCAUCACCCAAAGCAGGGGAGAAUGAAAACGCACCUCAGGAAGACAGUGCAGAUGAAAAGGGAAGGAAGGAUGAACCACCCAGCGGCACUUUAUCCAAGUCUUCAUCUGGAAUGCAGAGUGGAGGAGAAGAUGAGCCAGAUGAUGAGUCUCAUACCCCUCUUCCUCCGCCGAUGAAAAUCAUCGACAAUGAUCCUUCUCCAGAGGACUGCUCCUCUUUGCAUACUGCCCGUCAGAGUGCUCCUGAAAUUCCCAGUGCUGCGGACCUUGUCAGUGCAAUCGAAAAGUUGGUUAAAAGUAAACUGUCUCUGGAACCAGGCUGUUCCUACCGAAGCAACUUGAAAGAUCCCCUGAGCCCUGAGUCAAUGAAUUCUUCCACAUCACCUGGGGAUCUCGCAGAAGAAAAGCGCACCAAGGCUCUUAAAGGACGAACUUAUGUUCUGAAUGAGCUGGUUCAAACAGAGAAGGAUUACGUGAAAGAUUUAGGAAUUGUGGUAGAGGGUUUCAUGAAAAAAAUCGAAGAAAAGGGUAUCCUUGAUGACAUGAAAGGAAAAGAGAAGAUCGUGUUUGGGAACAUUCACCAGAUUUAUGACUGGCACAGUAGUUAUUUCCUGGGAGAACUGGAAAAAUGCCUUCAGGAGCCUGAACGUCUGGCAGAGCUCUUCAUCAAGCAUGAGAGACGCUUAGGCAUGUAUGUGGUAUACUGCCAAAACAAACCAAAAUCUGAGUACGUUGUGGCAGAGUAUGAUUCUUUCUUUGAGGAAAUCAAGCAGGAGCUGGGUCAGAGGCUUAGUCUAAAUGACUUUCUUAUUAAGCCAAUACAGAGAAUAACAAAAUAUCAACUUCUUAUCAAGGAUUUCCUGAAAUAUAGUGAAAAGGCUGGACACGAAUGUUCAGAGAUUGAGAAAGCUGUUGAUGUGAUGUAUUUGGUACCAAAACGCUGCAAUGAUAUGAUGAAUUUGGGAAGACUUGAAGAUUUUGAGGGAAAAAUCACCGCACAAGGAAAGCUACUCCAGCAGGAUACAUUCUAUGUGACAGAACAAGAUUCUGGAGUUCUCUCCCGAAGUAAGGAACGAAGAGUCUUUCUCUUUGAACAGAUUGUAAUUUUCAGUGAACUACUGAAUAAGGGUUCUUCAACACCAAGGUAUCAGUUCAAGAAAAGCAUUAAGAUGAGUUACCUUAACAUUGAAGAGAAUGUAGACAAUGAACUCUGUAAGUUUGCUCUAAUAUCCCGUGGAACAUCUGAGCGAUUCAUCCUGCAGGCACCAAGCAUUGAAGUCUGGCAAGCUUGGAUUCAGGAUAUCAAUCAAGUUCUUGAUGCCCAGAGAAAUUUCUUAAAUGCACUGCAAUCGCCAAUUGAGUAUAUGAAAAGAGAAAGUGGCCCACAGCCCUUAGGGAAAACACAAGCAAGCAGGAUACCCCAGCCCAAUAUCAGAGCACUCUCCUCUUCUCAGACUGGAUCUGAAAAGCCUCUCAAAUCAUCGGUUCACAGUCCAUCACUACCCCCAUUAAAGCUAUCUACCUCCAAUGGAACUACAAGUAUCGAUGAAGAUCAGCAUUAUGGAGACUCUGAGCAAAUCAAGAGUAACACUGCUGGAUGCAAUGGGACCUCCGCCAUGUUGGUCACCCAAGAUUAUGCCGCAGUGAAGGAGAAUGAGAUCUGCGUGAUUCAGGGCGAGGCGGUUCAGGUUCUUGCCAUUAACCAGCAAAACAUGUUCCUGGUGUACCGGCCUGCGAAUGAACACUCCCCCGCUGCUGAAGGGUGGAUCCCAGGCUUUAUCCUGAGUUACACCAGUGAUUACUCCACAGAAACUGACGAAGGAACCAUCAAGAAGUCAUGUUCUUGGCAUACAUCACUGCAUUUGAGAAAACGAGGAGAAAAGGAGAACAGUGGGAAAAGUGAAGGGAGGUUUGAAACUGAUGCUCGUAAAUCCAAGGAUAUUCUGACCAACAAGGCCUCUGUUAAUGAGUCUAACAGUUCUGAGGAAUCCGAAUGUGAUGAUCUUGAUCCUAAAACUAGCAUGGAGUUGCUAAAUCCAAAUUUUAUUCAUGAAGUGGCACCUGAAUUUCUGAUCCCCUUGGCUGACUUGACAUGUGCUAUUGGAGAGACAAUCAUUUUGCGCUGUAAAGUCUGUGGAAGACCAAAACCCACUGUCACCUGGAAAGCGCCCGACCAAAGUGUGCUUGUGCAUGACAGUCGUUACACUCCAUCACUCAGUGAUUCUGGGGAAGUUAUGCUUAAAAUCUGUAAUAUAAUGCCUCAAGAUAGUGGAAUAUACAGCUGUGUGGCAGUGAAUGAAAUAGGAACAGCAUCAUCUUCAGCAACGGUCAAAGUGCAGGGUGUUCCAGCAGCGCCAGGUCGACCAAUAGCCCAGGAGAGAAGCAAUAGCUCUGUUAUUUUGAGAUGGUUGCCUCCAGCAAGUACAGGAAACUGCACCAUUUCCAGUUACACUGUUGAAUACAGGGAAGAAGGAUCACUGGCAUGGCAGCAAUCAGUAGCAUCAACCUUGGACACCUACCUUGUGAUUGAGGACCUGAUUCCAGGCUGUCAGUACCAGUUCCGAGUCAGCGCAAGUAACCCCUGGGGAAUCAGCUCACCAAGUGAACCAUCUGAUUUUGUAACUCUAUCUUGCAACAAUGAGCCUACUACUGAUGACUCACGAAUUCCAUGGAAGGAUAAUUUUGAAUCUGCUUACACAGAGCUGUUUGAAAUUGGAAGGGGUCGCUUUUCUGUUGUGAAGAAAUGUAUCCAAAAAUCAACAAAAAGGGAAGUGGCUGUGAAAUUCAUCAGCAAGAAAAUGAAGAAGAAAGAGCAAGUGGCUCAUGAGGCAGCUAUCUUACUGAACUUGCAACAUCCACAGUUCCCUGCAAUAUGUGACACAUAUGAGUUUCCUACUGGCUACAUCUUAGUUCUUGAACUCUUGGAUAAUGGUCGCUUGCUUGAAUUUUUGGUAAAUCAAGAAGAACAUUUGGAAGAAAAGGUUGCCUUUUACAUUCGGGACACGUUAGAAGCCCUACAAUAUCUGCAUAACUGCAGAGUUGCUCAUUUGGAUUUAAAGCCUGAAAAUCUGCUAAUUGACCUUCACACACCUGUGCCACGUGUCAAGCUCAUAGAUCUAGGCGAUGCUGUUCAAAUCACAACUUAUUACUAUGUACAUCAGUUGUUAGGAAAUCCUGAAUUUGCAGCUCCUGAAAUAAUUCAGGGAACACCGGUUUCAUUAAGUACAGACAUCUGGAGUCUUGGAGUCCUGACAUAUGUGAUGUUAAGUGGAGUAUCUCCCUUCUUGGAUGAGAGCCUGGAGGAGACCUGCAUGAACAUAUGUCGAAGGGAUUUCAGUUUUCCUGAUGAAUAUUUCCAGGGAGUCAGCUACGUUGCCAGAGACUUCAUAAGGGCUCUGCUUCAGGGAGACUUUCGCUGGAGACCCACGGCUGCCACUUGUUUACAAAAUCCAUGGUUGCAUCCUCAAAAUGACUGUUACUCUACAACCCCACUGGAUACCUCGCGAUUAGCCUUAUUUAUUGAGCGGCGGAGGCAUCAGAAUGAUGUGCGACCUGUCAGCAAUGUGAAAGGCUUCUUACCUGGCAAUCUUGGAUCAAGGAUGUGAAGCAUUAGUAACUUUUAAAUACUCAGUCACUAACAGGAAAAACAGCGUCACUCUAUGUGCAGCUGGAAGAGUGAUGCUAAGAAUACUCUUAAGUAUAUUUAAACAGGUAUACAUUACAGUAAAAUCAUGUAUUUCUGAUGUUUCAUCCUUAUAAAUGCACAACAAAGUAGAUCAACAAAUUUUGAUCUGUUUACUUUAGACAGAGUGCAAAAGGUUUACUCUUUUUGAGAGAUGAAUAUGGAGCAUUAAAGAGAAAUGAGUUUCAUAUAGCAUAUACAACAGCAAAAUUAAAACACUUGACACUUCACACGCCGGAUGUUCAAUACAAAAUGUCAAGAAAAUGGAAAAAAAUGCAGAAGUAAUCAUACUUAAGUGAAAUUUGAACUAUCUGGGUUUACUAAAACAGUUAUCUUCUGGUCUUUUAAGGAAGAGUAAUCUGUAAAGUUCCACCUGAGGAAUCUCACUGACAGCUGUGCAAUUCAGCAAACAUCGAGCAAAUAUUUUUCAUUCCCGUGAAACAGUGUUCCAUAGUCUCCUGAAAUAUAGGGCUGGUAACAUUACCUCCUCUAGCAGCACAUGUUCAUACAGUAGAAAAUGUAACUUUGCUAAAUAUCGUCAAGGAAAGAAAGAAAUCUUCUCCUGGGAAUGUGAGAAUAUUCCCAGAUGGGAAUUUGAUUCUUACGUGAGGUUAGAUGGUGAACCUUGGCAGGUCGACAUUCAUGCGCUCAUUGAUAUCCACCUUCAAGGACCUCAGUUAUAAUCAAAAGACAACAAUCAUGGCAGGAUCCAUUGCAAAUUCCUCUUACAUUCCUCCCUACCUCAUGUCAUCAACACACCACCGUGCUUUGCAUCUAUUAAUUUGAUGAUAAUUGAAACUGACACUUUAAUGUUCUAGAUUAGGUAAACUAGACCUGUACUGUCUUAAAUUUAGAAGAAUAUGAGAUAACCUCCUUGAACUAUGUGAAGUUCUUUUGGGGUUUUACAGGGUAGAUGUGGAAUUGAUGUUUCCCCUUGCUAAGGGACUUAGAACCAGGAAUAACAUUCACAAAAUAAGGAGUCAGCCAUUCAGGAUUUGAAUACAAAGAAAUUUCUUCAACAGGCAUCAGUGAACUUUUGUUCAGUGUAGAACAGUUGCACAAAUCAGCUACGAUGUCACUGAAUGGCAGAUCAAGCAUGAGAGGUAAAAUGGCACAUACCUACUUGUAUUUCUUUUGUUAUGAGUGGCUAAGCAGCUCACUAAGUGCCAUGCCUUUAACUCACUGAGCAUUAAGGUAGUUUAGAAAACAUACCACACAGUUUUCUGAAAACUGCCUCGGCAUUUCGAAUCAGAUUCAACUAUAGUAACAAUGUUGUUCGAUCUAUGCCUUAGGUUAAUUUUCAUGAAUGUUAUUUAAUAUUAGUAAGACAAAAAAUGCACAAGGUUGCUCAAUUUAAAUAAGCUUGACAUUAUGAUAGAUGUGUGUACCUGUCGCCUGUUUUAACAGUAAAAGCAAAAGCUCAUUUGCCGUCUGUCUCAGGUUUACCACUGCUGUUUACAACAGCCUUCAUAAAUCUGUACCAUUCUGUACUUCCAUUUCCCUUUAAUUUCUGUGAGCAUGGCUAUUCUAAAGUAAAUGUAAAGUUAAUUUACCCACUAGAAUAUGUUUAGGGAUAUUCCAAUAUGAAUUCUUGGCAAACUGAACUAAUCUCAGCUGAAAGAACUAAUGGUGACACUCCCACUUCCCAAAGUACCCUCCAGUCACACCUCAGCUGACAAUAUUGAUCUUUAGUGAUGAUACAAAAGGCAACUUCUGCUGAAACCAUUGUACGUUUCCCCGAUAUGCAAAAGCAGUAAUUAAAAACAGGUAACUGUCACUUGUUUGCAGGCUCAUGUCUACACGACAGUUAUAGUCUCAAUAUUUAUUUUCAUUUUUACUUCAAUUGCUGCCAAAUCAGAAGAAAAGAAGCUGAAUAAAGAUGCCUUUGAGGUUGUCCAAAGGUUUUCCUAACUUUUGUUCCCAUCCAUAAAAACCAAGUUAUUUUCAAUUUUCCUUCUCCAUCUCUCACAUGCUUCUUGACAUGAGAGUACAUUUGUUGGCUGUGUAAAUUGAAUAGUCCACAAUUAGAGAAAGGAUCCAAUGCAUUCCCAGUGUUUAUGACACAGAAAUCCUUCUCAAGCUUCCAGAAGGUCCAGGAGUCUAUUUUAACCAGUAUUUCAAUGACAAACGCCACUAUCCCUGAUGAAAAUGGUGGAGUUUGUCAUCGAAAUAUCGGUUAAACUCAUAACCUGGACUCAGCUGGAAGCCCAAGAAGAGAUUAUGGACCCACAAUUAGUAAUAAAUUUUAAUAAGGAUUUGCAAGGAUUUUGAUCAAUGAGAAUUGGUACAGCCAUAGACUUAAAUCAUCUCCAAUAAACAUUGGCCUUAAUGGUACAAUAAGAGUAAUAGAGUGGUUAUCAGUGUUCUUAAGGGGAAAGUGUCUUUAAGUUGAAUGCAAUAAACAGGAAGUUACUGUCUGUGUUGUCCCAAUCCCCAACAGGCUUUGGACCCAAAAAUAUCUUGCCAAGUGACUUGAUGUUCUCCUACAUGAACAGUGUGAAAUAAUGGUAUUUACUGACUAAGUAGUCACAAAACAUGUCAAAAAAGUUGGGUGCUUAUACUGUAUGUUCAAAUGUAAGUGCAUGUUAAUGAUGUGGUCAGUUUUAAUUAAUGUCAAGCAACUGGCACUGAAAACUUACUUUUAGAAGUGUGCCAUCUUGCUUUACUUUUUUAUAAUUCAGUUUUCAGGAUGUGGACAUUGCCACCAAAGCCAAUAUUUAUUUAUUGCCCAUCCUGCAUUUCCCAUUAACAAGUACAUAAUGGUAAGCCAUUGUCUUAGACCACAGGAAUCAUUCUGAUUUUGGACCUCCCGUAAUGUGGUUGGGUAGGAAUUCCGAAAUUUAGACACAGCGACGCUAAAGGAAUGGCAAGAUAUUUUAAGUUAAUUAUUGUUGGAAAUAUACAUUUCUUUUGCUUUGUGAAUUAUCUUUCUUUGUCUUUCUAUCCUUCACUUUAUUUCAUUUUUAUGCAGUACUCCAUAUUGAAUUAUAAAUGUUAUUUCUGGGUUUAUAUGCAAAGUUUCAGCAACCUGAUUGGUCAAGGAGAUGUUUAAGGCGCUUUCGCUAGAUGCUUGGUAGAUCACGAUGUAGCCUGACUAAUAACAGCUUCUAUCAAGUGUAAUGUUGAUUCACUGAUGACAGGAAAAUUCAGAGUUCUACAUAUAAUUCUUUAUUGCACAGAUGGAGUGAAUCCUGCAGUAAUAACAUAUAAUUCUGUAAACAGGAUCACAUACAUUUUUAACACCAGAUCUAAAUUGAUAUUGGGGUGGAUUAAUUUUGCAUAUCAGAAAAUAUGUUAACUAUUAUAUUUCUUUAUUAAGUUCAAUUUUAGAAUGGAUGUUCAGAAUUGCUCAUAAAAUCUUUGUUUAUCCACCGAACUAUCUGUAUUUUGUUUACAACAUAACUGCAAUUGAAAUGUAAAGCUCUUUGUUAGAGUCAUGAUACAACACUGUGUUAAAAAACAUUUCUCAUAUUAUUUAGAUACCAGGUAGAUUAAGCCAGAUUCCUUUGGUUUGUCAAGUUUAUCCACAUUAGUUGAAAUACAAGGUAGAAAGAUAAUGGGUGUAACUUUCAGUCAGUGCAGAGUUCGAUAUUCCCAAUUUGGUCACUGUUGGCCGAACUAUAAUUGAAGUGAACGUUCCUGUGUUAGAAAGAAGGUUUGCCAACUCUGAGUAUUCUGUCAACAACUUAUUGAUUGUUCCUGGAUAUAUACUUAUUUUGGAUAUUGCAAGGGAAGGGAGGACUUCAUGGUUGUAAUGCUCUGUAGAAGUAGCCAGCCAGCUCCCACGAUGAUACUAACGUAAAAGUGAAAAUAAACUUGUAAAGAAAUUAAAAGCAGUAGACUUCUCAUCUGCCUAUAAUUAAAUUCAGGUGGAUUCAAAUUUCAAAGAAAAGAAGAACCAAAUUGCUUUGUAUGCCAAAGCAAUUCAAGGGCACCUGACAUUUUAGAAGAGUUUGAAAAAUGGACAAGGUAUAAUUGUAUCACAAUUAUAUAACACAAGAUAUAGCUCAUUUUUUUCACAUUACACCAACACAAUUUCUCCAUGUUUUAUUAUAUUGAUCUUAUGUUUCAUCUAAUAGCAUGAGCACAAAUAUUUCUCACUCUAAGAACAUUAGCACAAAUAUUUCCUACCAUAUACUAAACUAACAUCGUAGAUUGUGAUAUAUUUUUAACACCAGAGAUAAAAUGUAGUGUUGAAUCUUAUGAUAGUUUGAAAAUUUGGAAGGAGAUGUUUACAUUGUAAAUAGUGAACAAAGCACAUAAUGACUUGAGUAGAAAAUAUGUACUCUGGUUGACUUCAGCAUAAUUUAAUAACCAUGAUAUUUGUGGAGUUUAGCUAAUCUUACUAGCACAAGACAUACCUACUAUGAACAGAAAGUUGAGGUAAAAGAGAAUGCUGAUGCUGAAACUUGGAGCUGCAGGAUAUCUGAUGCAGGGUAUCAGCUCAAAACUACUGUCUGCACAGAUGCUGCCUGACUCAGAGUUCCUCUGCAGUUUGUUUUUUGCUGUGAAAACAAAGUUAACAUGUUGCAGAAUCUAUAAUGAGUUUGCAUAUUUUACAUCGGCAAAAGCUGAAAAACAUUAAAGAAAGCAAUUUAAAUGGUGUGUAAAAAUUGUGUCCUUUAGAGUUGAUUGUACAGAAGAAUCAUAGACAUUUACAGUAAGGAAGAGAGCAUUUGUCUCCAUGUCCAGGUGAGCCAAAAGUGGAGCUGUUCUGGUUCCCUCCACUUCCCUACUCUUAGUCCAUAGCAUGGUAGGUUAAGGUUCUCCAGGUGAUACUGAAGAAAUCUUGUAGGUUAAAUCAGAUUUCUGCCCUUCACCAUGCUUUCAGGCAGUAAGUUCCAGAUUUCCUCCCUCCUCUUUCCUACCCCCUCCCUUUUCUUCAGGGGAAAUUAUUCUGGCUCAACAUUCCUCAAGUUCUUUUAUGACUUAAUGCAUGUUUCCUGGUCAUCAAUUUCUCUGCUAAGGGAAAUAUAUCAUUCUGGUUUCCAUUCAUAAUAGUUUCAUAAUUUUAUACAAUUUAAUUCAGUCACUCCUCUGCCCCACAGAAAACAAACCCAUUUCCCUGUAAUCAUAGAUCUCCAGCCUGGUGAUAUCUUCAUGACUAUCUUCUCCAGCACCUCUGGUGCUGUCACAUCCUUCCUGUAGUGAAAUGACCAGAGCUGUAUGAUAUGCUAGUGAUGACCUGACUAGCAUUUCAUAAAAUUCUAGGUUAAAAUUUGAAUAUUUUAUCUAGCAGUGAUGGGCAGCAUCUGUUGACCAGAGCAACAGAGUCAAUGUUCCAGGUCAUCAGAAAUGGGAAAAGAUUAUCUUUACCCAGGAUAUUAUUCCAUAGAUACAGCCUAAAACUGUUGGGUUGGUCUACCAUUAAGUUUUUUUAAGCUUAAUCUUGUUCUUUUAUUCCAUUUAUGACUGACUAUGGCAAGUGUCCUGUAUGCCACCAUAACCAUUGUAUCUACCUGUCCCCUACCUUCAGAGAUUUUUGUUCAUGUACUUUCAGUUCCUUCACGUUCUCUGUUUCUGGGUAUCCCAUCUUUCAUUGUGUAUUCAAUUGCCUUGUUUGCUCUUCCAAAUAGGUUAUCCCAAAAUUCUUCAGCUGAAUUUUAUUUGCCAGUUUUGUACUUAGUUUACUGACAUCUCCCUGCAACCUUGAACAUACUUGCAUGCCAUCAAUCAUAAUGUUGGUGUUAUCAUCAGAUUUUUAAUCAAUGUUCUUAAUGCCAGUGUUUAAGUUUCUUAAGAUAAAUCAUUGAGAUGUGUGGAACCUUCCAGCCUUCCAAUCACUGAAAAUUAUCUCUUAUUUUCUCUCACUGAGCUUAUUUUUAAUUCAGUCACCACUUUUACUUGGGUACGAUAGGCUUUUACUUUCCAUGAUAGUUUGCUAUGUAGAUUCUGUAAAAUAUCUUGCUAAAGUCAUACAGACGUUAUACAGACUCCGCUCAUUGACGUUCAUGAUUAUAACUCAUCAACUACAAUCUGACAAUCUGAAAUGUUCAUUUUAUUUCUCUUUUCCCAGACAAUGCCUGAAUAUUUCUGACAUUUUCUGACAUAAGCUUUACGUUUUCUGUUUUCAGAUUUCUAGCAUCUGAUUUUUCUUAUUCCCUCGAAUACAUGCUGACUGUCCUUAAUGAAUCUGCACCCCACUAAAUGAAGAUAAAUUCUGUUCCCCAGAAUGUUUUGCUAUUAAUUUUCUCAUCACAAUUAUUGAUCUAAGUUGCCUAGAUCUCUCCCUUUCCACUGUUUUAAACAAUCGUACCACAUUAGUUCUAUCCUCAGCACCACAUGCAUAGCCAAACAAGUUUGGGAAGUAAGAGGCAUCAAUGGUAUUUCUUCACUUGCAUCUUUUAAAAGUCUGAGAUGCAAUUUAUCCAGCUUCAAAAUUUGUCUACUUUAAAUAUAUUAAACCCCAUAAUAAUCCCCUCUCUCAGUUUAUUAUUUCAUAUCAUUCAUGCUAUUUUUCUUAAUGUCAUUGUCUAUUAAAUUCACCUCUUCAUAUGCACAGUUUUUAUUUGGAACUAAAUAUAUAUGCUUUUUUAUGUACCAUAAUACCAUAAGAUUGCAGCAGAAUUAGGCCAUUCAGUCCACCGAGUUCACUCCACCAUUCCAUCAUGACUGAUCCCAGAUCCCAUUCAACCCCAUACACCUGCUCUCUCACCAUAUCCCUUGAUGCCCCUUAAUUCAUAUACAGACGACCAUCUUGGUCUUUUCUUUGUUAUCCUUUUUCCUUGGUAAUUAACUUUUAUAAAACUUGGUGUUUUCUUGACUUCUCCUGCCAAUAUUUAUCUGCUUCCUCCAUAUUUGUCUGUUUCCACACUGGAGGUGUAAACAGCCACAGAUUAUUUUUUUGAUGGACAUUGGAUUUUAUGGCAGAACAAUAUGUUUAUUUAUGAUCUGCAGAGUUUAGCAGUGAAGUCACAUACUCUUAAAUCAACAGGAAGAGACUUCAUGCAAGGAAGAAAAGUUUUUUUAUUCAAUUGCCAAUCCUCCUGCUCAGGUCCAUACAUCACAAUAAGGGACACUGUGGGAAGAGUGAGAUGGAACAACAUAUAUUAGGCAAAUAUUGGAACAUCUAUACUAUUUCAACAGAUGCAGUUUGGUUGACAACUUAAGCUCUUUCCCUAGAUGUAUGAGGGACCAACUGAUAUUCAUAUCUCAAGGGUGCAGUAACUGUUGGGAUUCUAACUGCCAGAAGCAAAGUCAUCAUACUGUAUUGGCCUCAUUGGAGAAAUCCAGCAUUUCAAACCCAGAAAGGUGCCAAAAAGGUAAAAUAUUCCCAUCCAAGUCCCACAGCAGAAUUACUGGUCCUUCCUUGCAGAUUUCGAUGUGGUCUCACUCCCACUUUAUCUACUUUGAUGAGAUACUUCAGGCCCAUGAUUAUGGCCUUAAGCUGCAGCCUCCUGCUGGUGUAAUGUCACUGAAGCAGGUAAUGAGCCCAGUCUAUUUAAAUGACUUGACCCCUAGUAUCAAAAUGCCAUGUUGAAUUUUACUCCUCACUUUCCAGAAAUAAAAUUAGGAUUUAGAUUUCUGUCAUUGUAGUUUAGAUUAACCACGUGAACUGGAUGUUUCGUUCUAAAUUUAAAUUCAUUUUUUCAGAUAGGGGGAUGUAACUUAAUGAAAUGUGAGAAAACAAUGGAGUUCCACUUUUUAAAAAAACUGUCUAUCUCAGCACUAAGGAUAACAAAUCCCACCAUUUUUACACAUAUAUAGGACUAAAAUGUAUUACCCCACAGUGUAAUCCUUUUGCCAUUGUUUUGUUGCUUUUAAACAGUUCCUUCAAUUUUCUGAGAUAACAAUGGCUGAAACAUUCAAAAUUUAUUCUCCUUCUCAAUCCGACCGGAAUUGAUUUUAAUCCUUACUACAGUGGCAGCGUGAUACUUAAGUUAGCGGCAGCCCAACUAAAAUUAGAUUAACAAAUGGGACUUCCAUUCAUCUUCUGUUGAUAGAUUUCAUGCUAACAUUUUAACCUAUCGCAUUAAUGACCCAUAAAAUUUUAGCCAUUUCUGAACCCUCUGCUGAACAAACCAAUAAGGUUUUUUGUCUACAUCUAUUUAUAAAAUUCAAUGUUUACCAACAUAACUUCUGCCUUUUUUUGUUAUUUGAAAUUUUUAGUGUGUUAUCAUGAUCUUCAUAUUUUUUCAUCUCAUUUUAAAAUGAUUCUCCAGUACUGAAAUUGCUACAUUGUAGGUCUUAUUGUGUGUUAUUUUUAAUCCCCUUUAAUUAUAAUCUAUUGAUGUUUGAGUAACCAUGGCAUAUGCUUUAACAUUUUCAAAAAUACCAUUUCCCUUCACUUUACAAAUUCAAUUCAGUCACUGCACUAAUAAUGAAUAUAAUCAAUCUCAUAUAUUUAAUGCCCUUUUCACAUGAUGCAUACCUACCCAUGCCCUUUAUUGCAAUAAUACUUUACAACCAUUUAAAUAGUUGGAAUGAAAUCCAAUUUAUUGUUGAGAUACCUGAAGGACAAGUCACCAUUUGUAAUGUGUACAUUUUACAAAUGUGUGGAAUGUUGUCACUCAUUUAUGAAUGUGUUGAUUAUGUUAAUUAGUCUCUAUCCACUUACAGACUUGUAACAUAACGUUUUGCUUGGUAUAUAUUUCUCACUAAUACUAAUUAGUGUUAGUAAACGAUCCAACAAAGGAAAGCAUUUCUAAUGUUGACUUUCGAAGCAGUAAUGACUUAUUUUUACAUUAAAGAAUUUAACAAGUAUACAUACAGCUUUACAGCCUUAAAGUGUCUCAAUCAUUUGCCUCAGCACUAUUCCAUGUUAGCCUUUUAUUGAUCAAGCGUUGUUGCAUAUUUUUACAAUUAAAUGUUAUAUAAAGUCUGUUGUAUAUAUUUUAAUUUUGUUUUACAGAGGUAAAUAUGUUGUAAUUUUUUGUAAGUGGAACAGGAACAUUUUAGUAAUUGCAAUGAUUCAUUUAACUUGUAAGAACUGGCAAACUGUAUAUGCUUACUGUAAAUUUGAGAUGGCAUGCAACAUCCUGUAUCUCGUACUAUACAAUCCAAUUGGAGGAUUUGAACAUAAUAAAAAUUAGAAUAUUUCAUAUGGUAUUGCUUUGAUUUUGAUAACGUUUGCAAAAAAUCCCCCAUUUGCUGGCUACCUGUUAUUAAAUAUUUAAUACAAUAUUAAAUGCUUGGUUUCUA